AUGGCUGCUGAAGUUGAGAAGGACGAAUGCCAAAGUUGGCUUGCCAAGCAAGAUUUGGACAAGAUCGGCGUAGAUAAUUUGAAUCCACUUACUGAUGAGGUUAUCUCCCGUCAAGCAACCAUCAACAUCGGAACUAUUGGGCACGUAGCCCAUGGAAAAUCUACAUUGGUUAAAGCUUUCUCUGGUGUGCACACUGUCAAGUUCAAGAGAGAGUUGGAACGUAACAUCACUAUCAAGCUCGGAUACGCCAACGCAAAAAUCUACAGAUGCUCCAACGCCGAAUGCCCAAGACCUGGCUGCUACAGAUCUGCUGGUUCAUCUACCCCAGAUCGGAUCCCCUGUGAGCGACCAAACUGCGGGGGAGAGUUCGUCUGCGUUCGUCAUGUAUCCUUCGUCGACUGCCCUGGUCACGACAUUCUUAUGGCCACCAUGUUGAACGGAGCCGCUGUCAUGGACGCUGCAUUCCUACUUGUCGCCGGUAACGAGCAGUGCCCUCAGCCACAAACUUCAGAGCAUCUCGCUGCUGUGGAGAUUAUGCAACUGAAACAUCUCAUGAUUCUUCAAAACAAGGUCGACAUAAUCAAGGAAUCACAGGCUCGUGAGAACUACGAACAAAUUGCUGGAUUUGUUCAAGGAACUGUCGCGGAGAACGCUCCUGUUAUUCCAAUUUCUGCUCAGCUCAAGUAUAACGUCGAUCUUGUCUGUGAAUACCUCUGCAAGAAAAUCCCAGUACCUGUUCGUGACUUCAAAUCCCCUGCUCGUUUGAUCAUUAUCCGAUCCUUCGACGUCAACAAGCCAGGAUCUGAAGUUGAAAAUCUGAAGGGAGGUGUUGCCGGAGGAACGUUAACCAAGGGUAUCCUUCGAGUUGGACAAGAAAUUGAAGUUCGUCCAGGAAUCGUUUCAAAAACAGCAACUGGGCAACUCCAGUGCCGACCAAUCUUCUCUCGCAUCGAUUCACUUUUCGCCGAGAAAAAUCAGCUCGAGUACGCCGUUCCAGGAGGACUUAUCGGAGUCGGAACAAAAAUCGAUCCAACACUUUGCCGUGGAGAUCGUCUUGUAGGACACAUUUUAGGAGCCGUUGGAACUCUUCCAGACAUUUUCAUUGAGAUCGAAAUUUCAUUCUACCUUCUGAGAAGAUUGCUUGGAGUUCGUACCGAAGGAAAGAAGAAAGGAGCCAAGGUUCAAAAAUUAGUGAAAGAAGAGACCUUGCUUGUUAACAUUGGAUCUCUAUCGACCGGAGGCAGAGUUACCGCUGUGAAGGGAGAUGCUGCAAAGAUCAGAUUAAAUGACCCGAUUUGUACAGAGGUUGGCGAGAAGAUCGCAAUGUCCCGUCGUUUCGAGAAGAGUUGGCGUUUGAUUGGAUGGGGAACUAUUCGCAAAGGACAAACCGUUGAGCCGAUUAAAAAUUAG
This is a messenger RNA of Caenorhabditis briggsae, 1410 nucleotides long. Gene Ontology annotation, cellular component: eukaryotic translation initiation factor 2 complex; cytosol. Gene Ontology annotation, molecular function: GTP binding; GTPase activity; translation initiation factor activity. The record is from RefSeq and is a predicted model, not a curated record. Bases 1 to 1410 code for a protein of 469 amino acids. Gene Ontology annotation, biological process: formation of translation preinitiation complex; positive regulation of translational fidelity. The transcript has 6 exons. NCBI's taxonomy places the organism in Eukaryota, Metazoa, Nematoda, Chromadorea, Rhabditida, Rhabditidae.